GUCUAAACGCCUUCUGAAAACCUUUCAACGGAUCCCGGACCAUUUCCCAAACUCAAAACCACUCCUACAAAUAACAACAAAUUGUACCAAACUCAAAUACAGUUACCAAAAGCUCUGAGUUCGUUCCUGGUGGAAGCUUUCCCAUUAGGAGAGUUACAGAUUCUUGAGUUCACAGAUCGUCUUCAACAAUGUCGGGCCGUGGAAAGGGGGGCAAGGGUUUGGGAAAGGGAGGUGCCAAGCGACACCGCAAAGUGCUCCGUGAUAACAUCCAGGGAAUCACGAAGCCUGCUAUUAGGCGUUUGGCUCGUAGAGGUGGUGUGAAGCGUAUCAGUGGUCUCAUCUAUGAAGAGACCCGUGGAGUACUCAAGAUCUUCUUGGAAAAUGUCAUUCGUGAUGCUGUGACUUACACUGAGCACGCAAGGAGGAAGACGGUGACGGCCAUGGAUGUUGUUUACGCUUUGAAGAGACAGGGCAGGACUCUAUACGGUUUUGGAGGUUAAGCCUUUCAAUGUUAAAAUUAAAGUCUUGCUGUCAAGAAAGAUUCGGGGUUUUUGGGAGAAGGUUGGACGUUGUUUUAUGGUGAUAUCAUUAGAAUGUUAGGUUUUGUAUUUGUAAUUAUUAGUUCUUGUGGUUUCGUUGCUAGUACUUGGUUGCAUUAUGUUGUGAAAUUCAAUCUCCAAUGACAAUACUGUUUGAAUCCAAUGAAUCAUAUUUUCCAGCAA
Molecule: messenger RNA, 722 nt
Organism: Humulus lupulus (European hop)
Lineage: Eukaryota; Viridiplantae; Streptophyta; Magnoliopsida; Rosales; Cannabaceae
Product: histone H4
Exons: 2
Coding region: 189-500 (103 amino acids)
Biological process (GO): nucleosome assembly
Cellular component (GO): nucleosome
Molecular function (GO): protein heterodimerization activity; DNA binding; structural constituent of chromatin
Source: RefSeq, a predicted model, not a curated record